Molecule: messenger RNA, 1371 nt
Organism: Babesia microti strain RI
Lineage: Eukaryota; Apicomplexa; Aconoidasida; Piroplasmida; Babesiidae
Product: Mitochondrial ribosomal death-associated protein 3
Exons: 6
Coding region: 1-1371 (456 amino acids)
Cellular component (GO): mitochondrial small ribosomal subunit
Molecular function (GO): structural constituent of ribosome
Source: RefSeq, a predicted model, not a curated record
AUGCGAGUUUUGGGCAGAACUAGUAGGAGUGCCGGCAGCCAGUUGUCCAAACUUGCCGCUGCCACUUCAUUGGUGGAAUCUCGAUACCCUCUCACCGAAAACACCUUUAGAGAAUAUGGCAUUAAGGAAGGGUUAUUGCCAAAGCAUUUAACGCUGUCUAAUGUUGCACCCUUUAACCAGGCGAAUGUUUACUUGGAGAGUCCUCUGCAUUUUAGCAUGAAUGAUUGCGGCAAAGUAGCAAAGUUUGAUACGGAAGAACUGAAUAGAUAUCUCCCAGAGGGCCUUUGCGGAGAAUUGACAAAAGAUAUGACUAUGUUACCGGAAAACCAGCCUUUGGGAAUAGUGAGUAGAAAGACCACAAUGGACCUAAUAUCACAACUCUCACAGUAUCAAGCGAGUGUAUCAAUUGCAGCUAAUGGUUUUCUACUGGACGGCAAAAGGGGCUCAGGGAAAAGUUCAAUACUUAAUCAUGUUGUUCUAUGGGCUAGACAAAAUGGUUGGUUGGUUAUUUUUGAACCGGAUGUGUCGCGUUAUUGUCGAGAAAUUGGAGAGAUUAAGCGAUCAAACGCGAACAUUUUCAUUCAGAGUGACUUUGCUGCAAAUUUAUUGGCACGGAUUAAGGAAUCGAAUGGGGAAUUGUUAAAAAAAAUACCGCUAAAUAGCAAAAUAUUCGGAUUAACUUCACUCGAUGGUUCUAACGUCAGAUACGCCCGUAGAGCUUUUGAUCCGUUAAUCCAAAAAAUCAUCGCACAAGACCUAGAAGAUUUUCAGGGCGACAUUGACCUAGAACGGCUGAGAUUGUGGCAUAAGUAUCGCAAUGAUUUCAAAUUACCCUCUAUAAAAAUGCACCUGCAACCAAAUACGCUACUUGAUAUCGCAGAAUUUGGCGCCUCAAACCCACCGUUAGCUAAUCAGGCGUUGUAUGAAUUGUUUGAGCAACUAAAGCAACAGACAUAUUAUCCAUUGCUAAUAGCAAUCGACAAGUGGAAUGAAUGUUUUCCUGUAUCUGAAUACUUAUCCGUCAAGUAUCAGGGUACAAAGUACCAUGGCUGGAUUCCAGGUUACAAUCUUUCCAUACCCAGGCUAUUUUGCCGAUGGGAUGGGUCUAGCUACAGGAGAGGGCUUAAAAUUGUUGCCACAAGCUGGAACCGUUACAAACGACGUAAAUUUAACCCGUUGUUAUUGGGGAUACGUACCAACGAGAUACGUACUGUUAGAAACUUCACACCUAUGGAGUUUGGGAAUUACGUUGCAAAUAUGCAUUUUAACGGCACUUUACACGAUUUUCCCCCGGAUAAGGUGCCUUACUACUACAUGAUGUCAGAUGGGAACGGAUUUGAGGCACGGCGACUACUUGCACUGCUUUACUAG